GCCGUACCUACUCACGCUCUUAGCCUUGCCAUACGUACUACCAGACCUACUAAUCACCACCACCACCACCGCCACCACUCUUCUCGUCAUUGCUUAUAGCGCACCCAACUACUACCGCAAUGGAUUCCCAUUCCUUUGACUACUGGAUGGCCCAGGGCAACUAUGUUGUUCCCCCGCACCAGAACACCGUAUUCGACAUGCCCCCAGAGCUGUCCAAAGUCCCCAGCCUCAGCGGAUCGCCUGUUUCUUCCACAUAUGACCAGUUUCCCGCCCAAAUACAGCAUGCAUACUAUCCUCAGAUUGUCGACGAGCCCAUGCAGUUUGGAUCGUAUCCCAUGCCAAUGACUCCGUCUGAUUUUGGAUCCGACCACGACAGCCCAUACUGCAGUCCCCGACCAUUGCAACAUGUCGAGCCAACCUUUGGAGCCGUACACACACCCGCCCCAGCUGAGCGAACACACACAACCUCUGGUCGCCGACGAGCUCAAAAUCGUGCUGCCCAGCGCGCUUUCCGUGAGCGAAAAGAAAAGCAUGCACGGGACCUUGAAACCCAACUUUCCAUUCUCAACGAAAAGUACACCAAGCUCGAAGUUUCACACUCUGAGCUGAACGCUGCGUACGAGAAGCUCCGGAAAACCAUUGAGCUGCUCACACAGGACAACGAUGCCGAGGGCGAAGAUGAGGACGGCACUUCCAUACGUCGACGCAGCACAAACUCAGAUACUCUACGAAAACUACUUGAAAUACUGCACGGCGAGUUCAAGAGUACGACACCGGUGAAGACUGAAGCUGUUUCCUGAUCAGCCAGACAUGUCUUUUUCUUCCACCAUCGCUUGUUGCACGACUUCAAUUCUUGUAUACCCCUUCUUCUCGCCACGCUUACACGACGAUUGUUCU
Molecule: messenger RNA, 897 nt
Organism: Bipolaris sorokiniana ND90Pr
Lineage: Eukaryota; Fungi; Ascomycota; Dothideomycetes; Pleosporales; Pleosporaceae
Exons: 3
Coding region: 120-800 (226 amino acids)
Cellular component (GO): RNA polymerase II transcription regulator complex
Molecular function (GO): DNA-binding transcription activator activity, RNA polymerase II-specific; transcription cis-regulatory region binding
Source: RefSeq, a predicted model, not a curated record